AUGAAAGAUAACAUCAAGAAAAAUCUUAUUAUUAAAAUUAUUACAUUCAUUUUUUUUACUUGGAUAUAUCAGAAAUAUGAUGAUGAGGUUUCAUUUGGUAAGGGAUUGGAAAAUAUCUGCAAUAGCAAGAAUUCCUUAUAUAUAGCAGCAUAUAGGUUAUUGGCAGAACGUGAUUUAAAAAAGGGAAUAUACGACAAGAAAUUAGAGGAUAAUUUAUUAAAACAUAGGGAUAAUGGAAUAUUAAAAAUUGAUAAUUAUGACUCGUUUGUAUAUGAGAAGUUACAAAAAAGUUGUUCAAAUGAUUUGAAAAUUUAUAAAAAGCAAUUUAAGUCUAAAUAUGCUAAAAGGAAAGGUUUAAAAAAAUUAGAUUGUUAUUGUGAAAAAAAAAUAUUUGACAUGAUUGAUAUAUUAGGUGAACAUCCAGUUGGAACUAGUAGUUAUAACAUAAAAUUAAAAAAAAAUAUAGUUAGAAAAUGGGGUUUACGAAUUAUUGGAAUGUGUUUAAUUCCAUUGCUUGGAAUAGUAUUACCAAUUUUUGAUAUAAUUGAGUCAUCAACUAAAUUAGGGAGUAAUAAUAAAACCCAGAGCAUAUUGAAUGCAUGUGGGAUACCUAAAACAGUGUAUAUCAUAUAUGGUAUUUUUUUUAUAAUAUUAACAUAUAUAAUUUUAUUUUCGAUCAUUUACACUAUGACAAAAGUUAUAAAAUAUCAUAGAUUAGAAGCUGGAAGGGGGAAAUUGCAUUUUAGGGAAUAUUAUCAUUUUUGUAAAGAUAU
Molecule: messenger RNA, 773 nt
Organism: Plasmodium vivax (malaria parasite P. vivax)
Lineage: Eukaryota; Apicomplexa; Aconoidasida; Haemosporida; Plasmodiidae
Product: variable surface protein Vir10, putative
Exons: 2
Source: RefSeq, a predicted model, not a curated record